Messenger RNA from Danaus plexippus (monarch butterfly), 1880 nucleotides. Its product is annotated as xylose isomerase-like. The coding region runs from base 54 to 1433 and encodes 459 amino acids. Lineage: Eukaryota; Metazoa; Arthropoda; Insecta; Lepidoptera; Nymphalidae. The transcript is spliced from 8 exons. The record is from RefSeq and is a predicted model, not a curated record. Gene Ontology annotation, molecular function: xylose isomerase activity. Gene Ontology annotation, biological process: carbohydrate metabolic process.
GCAACACUCCCGGACUAUAUGACAUUAUUGUGUUUUAAUUUUAAUAAUUAACGAUGUCCCACGUCCAAGCCGGGAAAAGACAGAAAACUAGGGAUGCAAGGACAGAAAACAUUGACUACUUUCAAGGCAUAGACAGAAUAGAGUACAACAACAUGGCCACUGUAACAGACACAGCUUACUAUCGCCAUUACAACAGCGGAGAGAAAAUACUGUCCAAAGAUAUGGAAGAAUGGCUUAAAUAUAGUGUAUCCUUCACAGAAUUUAAAUAUGACGGUUCAGAUGCUCAAGGAAGACCUACUUUUAACCGGCAAUGGGAUGAUCACACAAACACCAUAGAUAAUUGCAAACGUUGUAUCAGAGCUUUCUACGACUUCUGUACAAAGCUCGGAGUGAAGUACUGGACCGCGUUUGAUUAUGAUCUAGUGCCACAAACAGACAACUGGGAAGAAAACAAAAGUAAUUGGGAUGAAAUCACUGAUUAUAUAACGGAAAUGGCGCAAAAAACACAGAUCAAAUUGUUAUGGAUGGCGCCCGACCUGCAUUCCCAUCAGAGAUAUGCGUCAGGAGCUUUCACGAGUAACGAAGCGACAACUUUCUUGCAAGCAGCCAGUCAGAUCAAGAAAUGUCUGGAAGUGUCUCAGCGUCUGAACGCCGAAUGCUUCCUCCUCUGGCCGUACAGGGAGGGCUACGACGCUGUGUUCCAAACAGACGUCGCCAGAGAGAUCAAACUGUUCGCUAAACUUUUAAAGAUAACAGCGGAAUACAGGGACAGGUUGAGUUAUAAAUGUCAGCUGCUGCUGAUGCCGUACCCGAGCUUUGGUAAGAACUGCAGAAGUACGGAGAUAUGGCGACCGAGAUGUGACUUUGAUAGCGAUACACUGAAUAGGUACAUGUGGGACGUGACCAGCUGCUUGUACUUCCUGAAGUUCCAUAGUUUAGAUCGCUAUUAUAAAGUGUGCUCUCCUCCAGGACAACAUGUCUAUUUAGCUGGAGUUUACAACGCGUUCGGAGGAGUGACAAUGACUAAUACUUUCGAUCCCUCGGACAUUAAGACUAUGACGCUCAUGUUGAAAUGUAUUAUUGAUCAAGGUUCCGCCCCCCCGGGUGGGAUAUCCCUGCGAGUGUUGUGUCCCCGCGGCGGUACCAUCCGUGACCAGCUAGCGAUGUACAUUAAUUAUAUCGACGAGUGCGCCAGAGGACUCAGGGUCGCAGCCGCUGUGCUCGCAGAACAGGUGUUCGUGAAGCAUGUACAGCAACGUUACUCCUCAUACUACAGCGGCUUCGGAGCUCGACUAGUGAGCGGAGACGUGUCUAUGGAAGAGUGUGAAGAAUUAUACAAGAAAAAUCAAGCGCAAACUGAAAUACAAAGCGGGAGGCGCGGGAAUUACGAAUUGGUCUUCCAACGAUACCUAGACGCGUGCGACCACGUGUGAACAUGAAAAAAUAACCUUCAAAACUAAAUGACAUAGCUGUCAAAGGAUUCGUUUACUUAGGACCGAAUAAUAAGAUUUACUUAUAUUAUUAAAUUAUAUUUAAUUUUUAAGGUUUUCUUAGAUUAUAAGUACAGACAGCUGGAGUAUUUUAUUUAACUGUUAUUGUUAUGCUAUAAAGACUUUUUCAGCAUUGUUUAGUUUCAAAUGCAUAAAUAAAUACUUACUUGACAUUGUUUCUAUAUAAUCUAAUAGGAUAUAAUUAUAACGUAAUGAAUUAAAAUAGUAUAUUUUAUAAUAUUUAGAAUAUCUGUAAUGCUACCAGCUACGGACCUCGCAGGAACUGUGAUAGCAACUUUCGGUGACGGGUGACAUUGGUUAAUGUCAAAAAGUGGUUCAUACACGAAUUAAUAUAACGAAAUUCACAAUUAAUUCAAAACUGUUAUGUAG